AUGUUAUCAUUUGGUACUGAAAUUGAUAAUAACAAAAAAGACGCCAUUUUUUCAACUCGAUGGUUUCCCCCCAAAAUCCGGAAGAUGCGUAUCAAAUACUUGCCCAUUAUCAACAUGACAAAGGCACUUUCUUUUUAUUCCCAAUUACAUGAAAUAACUUUUUCAAGCAUCUCUUUAAAUGCAAAGGUGAAUGAUGUCACAGUUUGUGAUUCAAUCUUUAAAAUUCUGACUUUACAAACACUUCACAAAGUCACAUUUGAAAUCGACAUCUUUUGCAAACAGUUUUUCAAUAAGAUGUCAAUUGCAUGUGAUUCAGGUAACACCAUUCUUAAAGAAAAUGUUCGUUAUAAAUUAUUGGUGUAUUCUUCUUGGAAAAAGCACUCAGGGUUACAAAAAGAUGAGGAGUUUGAAACGAUGUUUUCAGUGCAGUUGGAUGUCAUCAAUAAGUUAAAGACGUACAACAACUUUCAAAUAGUGACGAACAUCAUUCACAGAAGUACAGAAGGGAUGGAGAUAGUGAGUAAGAAGGGGAUAUACAUAGCACAGACAUAUAACGAGAUGUGCUAUAAUGAGAUAACAUCAGUAAUUCACAAAGGCUUCUUACAAGUACUUAAAAUUGAAGCCAAAGGAUUAGAAAUAUUUGAUUGUGACCAAUACCCCAAUGUGUAUGACAUUCGGAUCAAUGCGUUUGCUGGGACAUUAAAAUUGAAUAAGAACAUCAAAUUUGUUGAAUUGAGAAAUUUAAGAGGAAUGAAGAGUGAAAUUAGAGUUGAGAUGAAUACCUCAAAACUUGAAACGUUCAUAAUAAAAAAUGUCACAGUCCAAGGCGUUAUUCUUUAUAAAAAUGUUUUAAAAAGGUUUGAAGCUAAGAGAUCUUCAUUGGAGUGUUUUUGGGUGGAUGACAAAAAGACUAAUGAUAUGGUCAAUACAAGUGAUUAUGUUGAUUUAGAAGGCCUUGAACAAUUUAGUGUUGUUGCAAAUGAAAAAUUGAAUGUAUACUUUGGGGGAAAAGUAAUUGAGUUCAGUCAACGGAAGAUAGUAUUAAAGAACAAAACAUUAAUAAUUCAAGAUGUGAUGUUUUACCAAAAAGCUCUUUGCACCAAAAUAGAAGACAUCAAAACUCUCAAUUUCGACAAAUUCAAAUUUGAUACUGUCGAGGUGAAAACCACUUCAGGAAUGAUAUUGGACUUUGGAGAUUCAAAACUCAAGGAGAUGACAUUAAACCGGAUCAGUUAUUUGACGAUAAGAUGUGGACCGACUUCUUUUCUUAAAGGAGAGAUUUUUUUCAAAUCAAGUAUAACAUUAAAAGCUCUUAAAGAUAAAGAAAAAUCAAUAAGAAACAGUGAUUUAAAAAUAGAAGUAAUAGACAAAGACUUUACUGACUACAUUUAA
This is a messenger RNA of Entamoeba invadens IP1, 1392 nucleotides long. RefSeq lists its product as hypothetical. Bases 1 to 1392 code for a protein of 463 amino acids. The record is from RefSeq and is a predicted model, not a curated record. NCBI's taxonomy places the organism in Eukaryota, Evosea, Mastigamoebida, Endamoebidae. The transcript has a single exon.